UGGAGCUUUCGGUUGAGCAUGGACAGCAUAAUAUUGACCGCACAGAAUUACAAAGAGCAUACUUGAGGAGCCACAACUUCACUUCAACUUCCAACUGUGUUUAUAUGUGUAUGUGCCAAAUACAAAGUGAUAAUAGAUGCCAAAUUUAAUCAGAAAAAUCUAAUCGAAAACCUAAAUUAUACAAAUAUCUGCAAUAUUCAUAAAUCUCGUCAAACAAAAUACUCGGAACUAGUGAGGCGUGUGCGCUUUUGCUAAGGACCAAGGAUUACCUGGCAAAAGUUCGUUUUGAGAAUUUUGAGUUAUAUGCUAAGUAACUACAUGUGUGUUGGUUGGGAUUUGUUAAUAAAAUUUCCUCCGACUGACUGUGUGAAUGCUACAAUGUUUUAAUUCUCCCGGGAUUUGACAAUAACACCAUUCGAUAUGCUCCUCAACAAAUUUAUGAGUAGCUGCGUGCUGCUCAUCGGCCUUCUUGCAGAGGCAAACUCGGCCCCUACUCACCAUCUGACUAUAGGUGUCGACGGAAAUACUCCAACAUUAAAAGUGACUUCCGCUGAACUCGGUUUAAGUGCAAAGGAAGAGAGGCAGGCCAAGAUUCGCAAAGAAUUGAAAAUAAAUGAGAAACAAAAAACAUUCAAAAGUAAAACCAAUGUCAGUUACAAAAAGGACAAGUCCGUGUACUUUUCAAAAAAUAUGGCACUAAAAGCAACAACAACAACAAUCACCGCGACCGAUAUACCGGCGGAAUGGUAUACCGAAGCAGUUGCUAUGGACAGCUCAUCAGUUGCAUUGACAAGUGCAACGCCAACUGACAACAUAAUUUUGUCCACCGCCGAAACCCCAGUUGCACCAGUGACAACAUCAGCAGUGGAUGCCAUCUCCUCUUCGACGAGGGAACAAACAGUCACUGCAAGUGGCAUAGAUCAGGAUAUUUUUGAGCAGACCACAGAACAACAAACUACAACUACACAAACCGUGGAAGGAACCACAGCUUUGAAAGGCGUCUUAUCAACUCUAACGGGAAGUGAAGUGAACGGUCUAACUAAAACGAUUCAAAUAACCACAAGCUCUGAAAGCGACGGUGCCGCAACAACGCCGCUAUCCAUAGGAAGCGAGGUCGACGACAAUUCAUCUGUUGUUACAUCAAAUGUAUCGGGUUCAAAACAGCUUUCCACGACGGGGAAAAUAACAUUGCCAUAUACGGAAGUUGUGGAGGAAACGGAUACUGAAUCUCAGAGUCCAGUGAACGAAAUUGUGGAUUUGACAUCGCCAUCCACACAUGAUUUGAGAGAAGCGAGUACUGAACCUUUGACCACUGCACCCAGCAAUAUGAAUGGAGAGGCCACAGCAACAACUUUGUUCCCACAAGACCGGAUACCAAAAUCAUCUACUGAACCCAUUCUCAAACUGAUCGACUUGGAGCAACACAACGUGGAAGUGACAGACGACAGAGAACACAACAACGGUCACGAUGGCCUUAAAAGUAUCAGAAAAAAGCAAUUGAUAGACAAACAUUACAUGGACUCAAUAAGUCAUUCCAGAGAAGUGGAAAGUCUGAAGGAUGGGGAAUUGAUCAAUUUGGAAAUGAGACACGGCUACUUGGGACCCAUAUUAAUGGAGGAGAAAAGGAUUCAUCCCACACAUCAGCCACCGCAUUUGAAUUCCAUUGAAGCUGGCAUUCGCAAUGGACAAUUAGUAGAAUUGAAAGCUAGUCAAAGUGGCGAAGUCACCACUGCACUUUCAGAUCUUCAACCAGAGAACAUUGAUAGGACAAGGGACGGCGACCCUGCUGUAACCUCGUCUGAAGAAGAAAAUGGACCGUCCACCGUCUUGUCUACAACUGUCUUCCAAGUAGCGGACGGUUCAGCUACCAAAGUCCCUUCCAAAUCGGCCAGCACCUUGUUUACCUCAGUCGAUGACGACGAAGCACAUAAAAAAAGCCAAGUCGGCAGUAAAAUCGAAUCGAAAAUAUCCGACAUUCAAAUCGAAGUAUACGACUCCACCAUAGAUUCCAUUGUGGCGUCGACAAACUUUAAGGAUGCAGACAUAUCCGCAGGGAAAAGCACCAAGCCGCCGCUUCCCAUCGCUCAACAGGAGCGCUUUACGCAGUACGUAAUAGAUCGAACCGAAACGUCCACUCAAGAAUCUAUUAACUUUAGCACGAUACAAGUUGCUUCGGGAAAACCCGAACCUGCCGCCAUUGAAAUUCACAUCAACGUUUCGGAAUCGCUGGGCAAUGACAGUGAAGAUGUGGAUGUGUCUUUCCCACUUUCGGAGUUCAAUGGCAAUGGGCGUGGUGAUGAGGCAGCAUACGACGAUGUCAAGCUCUCAGAUGACAUAAAGUUGAAAAUAGCCUCCAACCCGCCUGCCACGAACUUGUCCAGCAAAGACAAGAGCGAUGAGGUCCUGGUCGUGGAAAUUGUCGACAACAAUGACAAUGGCACAGAGUCGAGGGGAAGGACAAAAAACUCCGAUGAAUUGUUCAUAACGGAUGUUAAGGGAACAUAUGUGACACCACCGCCGCCACCUCCUCCGCCCCCUUUCCAACCAAACUAUGACCGAGACUCCGACACCAUAUUCUACAUUUCGAAUACGGAGGUCAAGGUGGGUGAAACCUUGCCCGCCGAAAAGAAGGACUUGGACGAACGCAAAAUGAAAUUGGAGAACCAAUUCUUUCCAGUCAACUAUAUGGCAAGCACUCACCCGAAUGUAAACAGUGCGCGCAAUGCGGAUGAUCCAGGCGUGGCCGAUCACCGGGUAUACGAGGAAGACAUUAUUGUUUCAUCGCAUUCGGGCAAUCAGGCGGACUCAUUGAAGAUAUAUCGGAAUCGCAAUGAUCCUUCGCCCCCCUUGGACGUGACGUAUGUGGGCGAGUCAAUUAUCGAAGUGGAACAACAAUCUCCAGACUUAACUGCGACGACGGGCUCUCCCGCAGACCAUGUAAUCACCCCCCAGCCCGACGUCAUAAUACAACCGGCGAUACUGCCAGAAAUCUCCAUCGGAGUGCCAGUGAUUGGUGAACUGCCUCCACAAAUUGAGCUGAAGGAGAUCGACUAUAUGCCGAACGAGAAUCAUCGUCAAUUUGGCAGCAGCGACGAACAAAGCCAUAAAUCCAUUAGCGCCGCUGCCAAUGAUGUGGACAACCAUUUAGAUGAGUCUUCGGUUCAGUAUGGCGGUGACCUCAUAGACGAAAGUGCUGACGGGGGUUUCGAUGGAGUGGAGGGAUCCUAUCCCUUUGGUAACCCAGCCACUAUGACUAAGCGGAAGUCAAACCAUAUGGCCGACUACGCACACCUGUAUGUCAACUACGGAGUGAACAACAUGCGCAAGGACGAACUGACAGCCGACAUUAAAGACUCGGGAGAGGUGGCCUUAAUUCUCGACCGCAAAGCCAAUGACCAAAGUGACCAGUUAAAUGCAACAUUUAAGGAGUUCCUAAAUAAAAUGAUAUUCAACCAUUCCUCUGGCCUGAAUGAAACCGAGAGGAACACCAAUGUUACAGCAUUCUCCAUUAUGGAGGACUCAAUGGAGGAUAAGAACGCAGAGGACAUCAUAAGCCUGAUAUCAUUGGCCAUAGGACUAUUCAUCGUCAUACUGCCGGUGGUGGUCACUUGCAGCAUGUUGUGGGCUCUAAGAUAUCUGUACAAAAAAUACCACUCCAGCUCAGGCGACACCAACGGCAACGUGGACACGGUCGAUGCCAAAGGCCAAGCAAACGAAGAUGAGGCCGAGAAAGGAGAGGCUGCACAGGGAUCAGCCUCUUCUAGCAAUCCUGACAACGUCACGGACGAGGACAUACAAAAAUGUCCAGAAUCGUUCCCCAAUUCCAGUGCAGAGAAUGGCGUUGUUAAAUUCGCCACUGAACACACGCUUCCCCUAGAUAGCUCAUUAGAAUCGCAUAGCCAAGUGUUUCCCAGCGCUUCAAAGGCCCGAGAUUUAAACCUUGUUCUUAAAUUGGCCACUGUGUCCGGUGAAACUGUUCCGUCCGUCCACGAUGACGACAUAUCGCAGGGUCCGAACGGUUCAAUAACGAAAAUGACCUUGGAAAAUAAUCUUCUGAUUGUUGAGACCGAAGAGCGCAAUGAUAUGUCCAGAGUGGCAAGAGAAACCAAAAUGGACUACAAUAAAGAUGGGGUGUUUGUUGUCGAAGUGGCACGCGGAAUCGACUCGAAGACCAUGCCUGACAGCCCAAUAGCCGAGGAAUCGCAAAAGGCAAUAUCCAUGUAUGAGCCCAAAGUCAAUGGCACAACGGGAUACAAUGUCGCCAAUGAGAAACUCACCCAUAACAACGCCAAGGUACAGAUUCAUUCACCACCACCAGAGAAGGUCGAUGAGGGACCACGUAGUUUACACCAAAUUGAGGAGGAGCCAUUACAUUCCCCCCGCUUGCAGGGCAGCGGCAAAAAUGAAAUUGCAGACAAUUACAAAUCAAAUGUUGGACUGUCACAAUCCGAUCUAAGCUCAACCUCCUCCAAUGAUUCCAACAAAGGAUACUCUUAUGGAAAUCAGGAAUUGUAUGUUGUAGAACAGACUGGAUACUCUACAUCAAGUCCGACGGGAAAUAUUGCACUUAAAUGCGACUCCAAGGACAUCAAGGACGAUGACCGUAACUCGGAGAAUGACAAACAUCUAGAAAUUACUCCAGAAAGAAAAGAGGAAUCAAAAGAGAACGAACAAUCACUGAGCGCAAUUAAGAAGGCCAAAGAUGUAGGACAAAUUGGCGAUGAGCGGGUAACUCAGAAUCAAGAGCAAGACACACCUGUGGGCGAAUCAACGGACAACUCAACAGAGAUAAUUCAUGAAGCGGAGAAGGGAAACGACUACCAGCUAGAGAAGGAGAGUGAGAGCACCGAACAAAUUGAUGAGUUGGUCGUAAAUGAAAAUGAAAUCGGAGAUCAAAUUGCCAUGCCUUCACUCAAUGAUGGGCCAAAGGAAGAUGAAAAUAACAUUGAAAGUCCAAGGGAUAUUCGUAUCGAAAGUGAAAACAUAAAAAAUUCCGAACUUCAGGAUACAAACGAAGAUGGGGAAAAUGAGCCUGAAAACAUUAACAGCUCGAAACAUUCAAAGUCCCAUCACAUCAUCGAACAGGGAGGUCAGGGCAAUGACGAAAACAAGGAAAAGUCAGCAAUGAUAGAAGUGAAUGAUUCUGACAUUUUAAAUUCCAUCGACCACGAACAGCCAUUGCAAGAAGAACAUUUACCGUCAAUCGGAGAAAAUGGAGGUGACGAAGCAUCGCCAACUGAAGGGGCAAACGAUGACGAAAAAGUUCAAACCGACAUUCUAAAUGAUCCAAAACAAACCACUGAAAAUAUGGGACAUGAGGAUGCUCCCCUGAAUCAAAAUGCGGACCGAGAUAUAGAAACUAACGAUGGGGAAAUUAAGGAUGAGAAUCCAGAUAGCGUUGCAGAAACAAACGAUGACACAAAUGUAAAACCUACCACUCAAGAUGAAAUUGCCGAUCCAAAUCCCAUCGAAACUAAUGAAAUAAAAGCUGAUGUAAGGCAAACCAUUGAAGAGAAGCCUCUUGUUCAAGACACUGUUAACGGCGAAAAGGAAAAUUCCGCACAGGACACUAUUAUAUUCAAUGGACAUAUUGUUAAUCGCCCUUCCGAAAACGAAUCGAGUAGGGAGCUAUCGCAAACGAAUAAUAUGCCCGAGAUCAUCUCCGAAACUAAGAACAAGAUAUGUACAACUGUGAGUGGCAACGGCCAUAUAAAUGGCGUACAGGACAUUGCCAUUGAAGGCGGAGAUGUUCAUAAGACCACCAACGGGACAUCCCACAUCUCCAACGGCUCCGAUAUAUUGCCAGAUCUAGUACCAGUCGAACUGGACAGCCAUCAGGCUAAUGCAACCGAUCCCAACGGAAUUCAUAACAGCCACACGGAAUUUGAAAAUGGCUACGACAGUAUUAUAAGUCUGCCAGAACCACCGCCCAAUACAGAUGAAAUGUUGUGCAGUGAUCUAAGCGAGCUCCAGUUGGACUCCCUGCCACCACCGCCUCCACCUUUAGUCAGUGAACUGAAUGGCGAAACAUUUUCACUGAAGGAUCUACCACCGCCGUUAACAAAUUCUGGACCAGAGCCACCACCAAAUGAAGAUAUGGCCAAUUUGUGUGCAACAUUACCGCCACCACCACCAACCACCCUACACGUCUCAUCCAGUCCAGCCAUGAACGGCAACAUGCAUGCGUCCCCUCUCACGCCGCCAGCAUCGCCACCGCCACACUUCACUAAUGGACUCCACACGGGACUUUGUCCCCCCAUAGCAGUCGAUGUGAAUGGAAGUUAAUGCUGCUGGCUGCGAUCCCAACCACAAGCCAUCAACUGACUGACGACAUCUGUUCCCAAAGAAGCUCCCCAAAAGCCCCAAAUGAUAUAGAAAUCAAAACAAACAUUUUUAGGUAGACAUGCGACGGACACGGCAGAGCAACGAAACCCAAUUACCGAAACCAUGCCACAUCCAAAUACUGAUCGCAAGCAAGUACUAACUAGCUAGGCCAUAAGUUUUUACCGUAAACUCUAAACUCUCUGUAGAUUUCAACUGCUACAAGCAGUGUGCCAAAUUCCAAUCAACACACCCACCCACACACACACACACACACACAUACACACAAUCCAUGAAUACAUACAAAUUAUCCACACACAACCACACAGAUUAAGCAAGUCUCUCCAACAUGCCUUUGCAGUGUCGCCUCGAAGGCAACCGAUGCGACCCGUGUGAGGCCAGGAACUAAUUAUUUUUGUAGUUUACAUUUUAAACUUUAGCUAAAUCCCCAAAAUACUUAACUAACUAAUGUAGUCAAUCCAAUCCAAUUUGUUGUUAACCUUCCUAAUCUAUGGAAUAGAAUAUUUUUCAGUGUAGUGUUUUAACAGCCAAUUAGCUGAAUAUAAUCGCAAUAAAUACCAACCCCUCCGUCGGCAUUCCAUUCAGCAGCAGGCGUUGGUUACCAAAGAUAAUCCCCCAAUCCCAAUAGAAGCAUUGUUGUUUCCCUGACAUUUUGAUACGGAGCCACCUUGCAAGUCCCUUACCAAGUUUCCUAAUCCAUAAUUCUAGCCAUAAUCCAGCUCCUAUGACACGUCCUCCUCCCCAAAACAUUCGUAACUCUAGUCUAUGCUACUCAACUCAAAAAAAAAAAAUCAAGCCCUAAGUAGAUCUUGACAUAAGUUUAUUUGCCUAUAGUAAUUAAUCGCCAAAACAAGUAUGCCCUACGCCAAGGAAUCUCCCUCACAACGGACAGGAGUAAGGCGUUGUGGGUGGACCUUUUGUGUUUAGCCUAACAAUAUCCGAAAUAUUUAAAUACAGUAAGUGACACAUUCAAACGAACCAGCAGAAAUCAGAGAACCACAACUACAGAAUACCGCAUUCAAAUUUUAUCAAUUUUACCUAUAGACUCUAUAUAAAUCGUAUGACAAGGACGUCUUUUCGUUCGGAACUCGCUCUUAGAAUAUGACAAGGAAAGCUCUCUAGACUACGGCAUGAAUAAAUUUUGCUGAAAAUGUGUCAGUGUAGAGCAAGCAAAGCCUAAUAAUUCGUAACAUUGGAAAAGUAAUACAAACGAAAUUUUUAUAUAGGUAAUCAUGAUAUAUAUAUAUACACACACACACGCGAGGAAAAUGGAAUAACAACAAAUACAAGCAAUCACAUAUACAUACACUCACAACAAACAGACACACCCAAAUCCAAAACUGUUGAAGCGCACUCAAUAUACACGCCGAGGAGGGUGUAUUAGGAGGAAAUGUUACGAACGUAUACUAUACACACAUACACUAUAAAAGACUCAAUAUAAACACACAUACACACACACACACACUUAUUCAUUCAUAGACAUUUUGAAACAAAAGUCGAUAGGUGCAGAAGUAAUCAUGCAUAGAAACAUAUUUAAUUGUAAUUGAUUUGUAUAGGUUUUUCUAGAUAUUUUUAUACAAAUUUGCUGCACAAUUUAUGUAUGUUGGAGUGGCGGACGCUCAAACGGAAGUAGAUUUAGAUGCAGUUCCAACAUGUCUGCAACAGCAUCCAACAUAUGGAUGGAUGGCCAUGACUGAAUGCUCGAAGUAGAUACCGGGACACUCUCGCGAUCCGAUGCAAUGCAACAAUAACAAAUGGACGGCGACAUACAUAAACGUAAUUGUUAUUUAAAUUUGUAUAAUUAAGUUAAAUGUAAUUUAAAAAUUAUUAUUACUAUUAUUAUUGAAGAUUAUUGACUUGAACAAACAAAUGGUAAUAAAACAAAAAUU
This is a messenger RNA of Musca domestica (house fly), 8231 nucleotides long. RefSeq lists its product as uncharacterized. Lineage: Eukaryota; Metazoa; Arthropoda; Insecta; Diptera; Muscidae. The coding region runs from base 421 to 6285 and encodes 1954 amino acids. The transcript has 5 exons. The record is from RefSeq and is a predicted model, not a curated record.